AUGACGGUAGAAAGUUUUGAUGAUCUCUUACAACGGGUGUCACCUCACAUUCAAAGGCAAGACACCACUUUCCGCCGCUGUGUUUCCCCAGCAGAACGCCUGUUGUUGACCAUAAGGUUUCUUGCAAGUGGAGAAAGUUUUAGCUCACUCCAUUUCCAAUUUCGCCUUGGCAUAUCGACUGUUUCCAUUAUUGUGAAGGAGACAUGCCGUGUUUUGUGGGAUCAACUUCAUGAUGAAUUUAUUCCACAUCCAACUAGACAGCAUUGGACAGAAAUUGCUGAAAAAUAUUGGGACAUUUGUCAGUUUCCCAACUGCAUAGGUGCAGUAGACGGGAAACAUAUAAGAAUAAUCAAGCCCCAAGGAACCGGAUCUGAGUUUUACAACUAUAAGAAAUAUUUUUCAAUAAUUCUAAUGGCUAUCGCUGAUGCAGAAUAUCGUUUUGUUGCCGUCUACGUGGGGGCCUAUGGACGCACCAACGAUUCCAUGGUUUUUAAAAAUUCUUAUAUGGGCCGUAGUCUAUAUAAUAGAGAAUUUGAUUUCCCGCAGCCUCAACCACUGCCAGGUACUGAUGCCCCACCCAUGCCGUUUGUAUUGGUUGGUGAUGACGCCUUCCAAAUGUGUGAAAAUCUUCUGAAACCUUAUUCAAGCCGCGGAUUAAAUUUAACAAAACGGACAUACAACUACCGCUUGACCAGGGCUCGAAGAAUGGUUGAACGUACAUUUGGAAUUUUGGUUGCAAAAUGGCGGAUUUUUACCAAACCAAUUCAUAUGAAGGUGGAAUCGGUGGAUGAGGUUGUAAAGUGUGCUGUUGUGUUACACAACUACCUCCUUAAAAAGGAACCACUGAAUUUGGAACAGAUACAGGAGGACAGCGAGAUGCCAAGCAUUGAAAGUUUUGGACCACGGUCAAGUGUUGCAGUAUCACGGAUGAGAGACUGUUUUGCAGAUUAUUUUUGCUCAGAUGCAGGAAGGGUGGACUGGCAGGACAGAUUUGUUUAA
Molecule: messenger RNA, 999 nt
Organism: Bufo gargarizans (Asiatic toad)
Lineage: Eukaryota; Metazoa; Chordata; Amphibia; Anura; Bufonidae
Product: protein ALP1-like
Exons: 2
Coding region: 1-999 (332 amino acids)
Source: RefSeq, a predicted model, not a curated record